Messenger RNA from Pteropus alecto (black flying fox), 1283 nucleotides. RefSeq names its product urocortin (gene UCN). The transcript has 2 exons. The coding region runs from base 763 to 1143 and encodes 126 amino acids. Lineage: Eukaryota; Metazoa; Chordata; Mammalia; Chiroptera; Pteropodidae. The record is from RefSeq and is a predicted model, not a curated record. Gene Ontology annotation, biological process: negative regulation of feeding behavior. Gene Ontology annotation, molecular function: hormone activity. Gene Ontology annotation, cellular component: extracellular region.
AGCCAACGCUUUGGGGCAAACUCAGAUGCAGAUGGACCAGCCUUUUGUGAUCUGAAAGCACUUCCGAGGCCAGAAACCCUUUUUUUAUGGUGUUUCACUCAGACAACCCUAGAAUUUAGGUCCUGGGGCUAGAAUAAGAUCGAGAAUUCUGACUGACUCAGCCUGCCUCGGCUGGGUACCAUGGUGAUGGCUGAGUGCCAGGGUUGCACUCCUGAUUGCCUCAGUUUACACAGCUGGUAGGUAGGGCAAGGAACUGGGUCUGAGCAGCACAGCGUUCUCCCAAUGCCUCUGGCCCCUCUGGAGACAAAGGGCAGGAUCAGCACCACGGACAGCCCCGCGAUCCAGCCACCCUUUUAUGUGCCAAAGAAGACUGGUGAUCUGGACUCUGGUCUGGGAACCAGCCCUAGGCACUGCAUACUGUUCUAAGCCGGUGAAGGACUCUUGUGGCUCCCAGAGCAAUCUUUAUGCCCUAGCCAGCUUCUCACUCACUGAGUCUGCUGUCGCUUCCAGCGUAAGCCCCAGAGACGUGCCCCUGGGGGUCUCGCCACCCGCUGGACUCGAAGUCGUGCCGUCAUUGCUCUACAAUCAGUGCAUGUUCCCUGCUGACGUCAGUCGGAGCUGUCCUGGAGCUAUAUAAGGCUGGCGGCGGUCCCGGGACAGACCCCGUGUUUCCCAAGGCAUCCUCAGCCCGCCCCUAGGGACAGAGACUGGAGCUCCGUCCGCACUGUCCAUUCGCUGUUUGGCAACCUGGCCGGUGGCACCAUGAGGCUGGCGGGACGCUCGGUGCUGCUGGCAGCGCUGCUGCUCCUGGCACAGCUGCGCCCAGGGAGCAGCCAGUGGAACCCGGAGGCUGUGGCAGCCGAGGUCCAGGACCCGAGUCUGCGCUGGAGUCCCGGGUCUCGGAACCAGGGUGGCGGGGCGCGCUCACUCCUCUUGCUGCUGGCAGAGCGCUUCCCGCGCCACGCGGGGAGGGGCCGGCCGGGAUCCGCGAUCGAAGGCGAGCGGCCUCGUCGGGACGACCCUCCGCUGUCCAUUGACCUCACCUUCCACCUGCUGCGGACCCUGCUGGAGCUGGCGCGGACGCAGAGCCAGCGGGAGCGUGCAGAGCAGAACCGCAUCAUAUUCGACUCAGUGGGCAAGUGAUCCGUGGGGUUUGGGGACCUGAAAACCUCGACCCCCAUCUCCCAUUCCGGGGCUGGGCCGUGCGCAACUGGAACUGACCCAAUCCUGCGGGGCUAGAGCGGCCCAGGGAUACCCUGAGCACUCUCUGCGUUACUAGUUUU